Molecule: messenger RNA, 2306 nt
Organism: Lipotes vexillifer (Yangtze River dolphin)
Lineage: Eukaryota; Metazoa; Chordata; Mammalia; Artiodactyla; Lipotidae
Gene: RAB2A
Product: RAB2A, member RAS oncogene family
Exons: 7
Coding region: 309-875 (188 amino acids)
Molecular function (GO): GTP binding; GTPase activity
Source: RefSeq, a predicted model, not a curated record
UUUCCCCCGGCGGCGGCGCCGGCGGCAGCAGCACUUCCGGGUCGGCGCGGAGGCGGGGCGGAGGCGCCGCGGCUGCUGUUAUUGUUCAGCUGGGCUCCGCUGGGCGCUGUCUCACUUGGCUCAGAGGGUGUCAAUUUGCCCCGCUUCCUCUCGGCCCCUCACUCCCGGCGGCUGACGACGACGGCGGCGGCUGCGGCGGGCGGAGCCUGGCGUUUCGAGGCCGAGCGGCGCCGGGGUGAGGGGCGCGGAGGAGGAGGAGCAGAAGCAGGAGGAGGAGCCGCGUGCCCUGGCACCGAGCGGCCGCGGCCAUGGCGUACGCCUAUCUCUUCAAGUACAUUAUCAUCGGCGACACAGGUGUAGAGUUCGGUGCUCGAAUGAUAACCAUUGAUGGGAAACAGAUAAAACUUCAGAUUUGGGAUACAGCAGGGCAAGAGUCCUUUCGUUCCAUCACAAGGUCAUAUUACAGAGGUGCAGCAGGGGCUUUACUAGUGUAUGAUAUUACAAGAAGAGACACAUUCAACCACUUGACAACCUGGUUAGAAGAUGCCCGCCAGCAUUCCAAUUCCAACAUGGUCAUUAUGCUUAUUGGAAAUAAAAGUGAUUUAGAAUCUAGAAGAGAAGUAAAAAAAGAAGAAGGUGAAGCUUUUGCACGAGAACAUGGACUUAUCUUCAUGGAAACUUCAGCUAAGACUGCUUCUAAUGUAGAAGAGGCAUUUAUUAAUACAGCAAAAGAAAUUUAUGAAAAAAUCCAAGAAGGAGUCUUUGACAUUAAUAAUGAGGCAAAUGGCAUUAAAAUUGGCCCUCAGCAUGCUGCUACUAACGCCACGCACGCAGGCAGUCAGGGAGGACAGCAGGCCGGGGGAGGCUGCUGUUGAGUCUGUUUUUACUGUCUCGCUGCCCAGAAGGGGCUACUCACCUAUUCUUUCACCCUCCUGCUCAGCUGAGACAUGAAACUCUUCGAAAUGGCUUUAUGUCACAGAAGACGACUUUAAUCCUUCAAAUUCUUGUAUAACUUUGAAUAAAUGGUUAAUGUUCACUUAAAAAGACAGAUUUUGGAGAUUGUAUUCAUAUCUAUUUGCAUUUGAUUUCUAGGUCAAUUGACGUGAUUAUUUUUGUUAAAUGUUGUCUUGUGCUCUUACCUACGAACUGAAUUGUAUUGAACACUACAGAAUCAUCCUGAGUAUUUUAAAUCGGUUUGUGUAGUUAGGUUUCCCCACACCUGUGGUUACCUAAUGUUUAAUAUUAUAGAACUGUCCUCAAAAGUUUGUCAAUUUUCAAGGCUAUAAGGAAAACCGAAGGACUCUUUUAAUUCCGUAUUUAUCAUUUACUUUCUGUAUAUAUAGUUUAUAACCUGCUUGGGUGUAAUUUGCCAAGCUUGAAUUCUUUAAUGCAUUUGCAUAAAUUCUAUACUGUUUAGAGCUUACAGCUACAGAAGCAUCGUUAGGAAUUGCUUGGACACUGAAUUUUAAACUUUUUGACAUUGUUAACAAGCAUGUUCAUCUUUUUCUUGUCACUAGUCCGAGAGAAAUAUGCUUAAUGUACAUUCUAAAGGCUCUGUAUGUGUUAACCUGUUUUAAUGCCAAAAGUUUGCUGUUUGUCCACAGUUUCUUUAAGACCUCUUCAGAAAAGGAUUUGUUUGCCUUAAUGCAUACUGUUGGGUAAAAACACAGUAUAAUGAGUGAGGUGGGCGGAAGAAAGAACUCCCUCUGCCUGAGCGACUCCAGGAGGAAUGAGUGUCCACAUUUAGACGGCACAUUAUGAGGACUUUAAUCUUUCCUUGAACACAAUAAUGUUUUCUUUUUCUUUUAUUCACAUGAUUUCUAAAUAUAUUUUUCACGCAGGACAGUUUUUCAACCUUGAUGUACAGUGACUGUAAAAUUUUUCUUUCCGUGGCAACCUAUAAUCUUUAAAAUAUGGUGAGCAUCUUGUCUGUUUUGAAGGCGAUAUGACAAUAAACCUACCAGAUGGAAAAUCCUGUUAAAAGUAGAAAAGCUUUAGUAAUUUGCUCAGUGUGGUGGUUUUAACCUUCUUUUUCUUUUUCUCCCUUGGACUUUAAUGAAAUUGUUACAGCAGUGCAAAAUAAAAUCCUAUGUAUAAAAGUGUUCUUUUUUUUUUUAUGACCACAUCAUUUUUUAAGAAUGCAGUUUUUCAGUCCAUCCACAGCUUUUACAUGUAUUAAAGCACAUUUUUUUUUAAGGGUCAGGAUGUUUAACACUACCCUUUUUAAAAAUUUUGCUAGAAUGUGAUAAAAAUCUUUUUACCGUAUUGAAAUUCUUUUUGUUAUUGAUGAUGUCAGCAAGUAUUUU